Molecule: messenger RNA, 450 nt
Organism: Lactuca virosa
Lineage: Eukaryota; Viridiplantae; Streptophyta; Magnoliopsida; Asterales; Asteraceae
Source: the annotation of a GenBank genome assembly
AUGAGAGUAAGGAAUGAUCGUACCGGGAUCAAGGUGGAGGAGGCCCGCGAGGACGGUAACCGCCUUCGGGCUGAAAAUGAUGCCAAAGAUCCUCCAUGUAGUUGUUGGCUCGAGCUUGCUGCUCCUCGAUGCGCCGAAUGGCUGCUGUAUUCCGGUUGCCCUAGAGGCGCAAGGCAGCAAGCUGACUGUAUAUAUCAAGAGGAAACUCGGGUCUCAGCUCGUUGUGUUGUUGGUAAGACGGGUACUCAUGUUGUCGCUCGAAGUGUGCUCCCAAAGGUUGAGCAUAAAAGGGUGGUGGCAGUUGUCGGAUUGGGAGGUCAUAAUGGUCUUAGGCCUCAAAUGGGCUAUCAACAUUGCCAGUGUCUACCUGCAUGUCAUCAUCAUCUCCUGCAUCAUCAUCAUCAUGUAACUCUUCAGGCAAGAACCAAGUUUUGGGGUCGCUGGUGGUAA